Hyalella azteca is the source of this 887-nucleotide messenger RNA. RefSeq lists its product as uncharacterized. NCBI's taxonomy places the organism in Eukaryota, Metazoa, Arthropoda, Malacostraca, Amphipoda, Hyalellidae. The record is from RefSeq and is a predicted model, not a curated record. The coding region runs from base 283 to 759 and encodes 158 amino acids. The transcript is spliced from 4 exons.
AACUCAACACUUCUGACCAUACACGGUGAAUAUGAAGUCCGUAAAGCCCUCGCAACACUCAACACUUCUGACCAUAAACCUUCAGGGCCAGUCGUGGUCCUCUCCACUGGCGACAAACCCAUACAAAGUUUAUCUGAACUUCUUCUCAGGCUUGGAAAAGGAGGACAUCAAGUCAAAAUAAAACUAUUGGAUUCCUUCUGGGCCAAGGAAACUCCGCUUGCUGACUGCGCCAAGUUGGAACCUUUCAUCAAAGAAGGAUAUGGGGUUUCCGUGCUCUCAUUCAUGGGUCACUUGAGGGAGAGCACGCUGCAGAAUUUGGGGGCCAAGCGCCUUCGUAAAAUUGGCCUUCGACUUGAAACGGCGUCUGACGUGGACCUCUUCAACGCCAGCCCUGCAAUUGAUUGCUAUAGACACAUUUGCAUCUCGAAGAGGGUUUCAGCGAACGACUUCUUAACAAAGAUCAGAAGAGGAAAACUCUUGUGCAUCCAUGUGGUGGCUCUGGAGGACAAGGAUUUGAGUUGGUUCACAAAAGUAUUGGAGAAGUUGAUCCCCGACAAGAGCGACACGGAGAUCUACUUGCCUGCCUGCAGCCUGACCGACAGCGGAGUCAUGAAGUUGUUGCAAGAUGCCAGAACAUUGGGUGGCAUCAAGCGACUCUGGUUCGAGAAAGAUAUUUUCCCGCCAUUGGAAAAGGUUCUAUUAGAAUCAGCUGCUGAAUUGACAAGAAUUAACCUGGAAUGGGAUUUCACUCACAUUUGAAGCAGAGAAGUAGGCACAUAACUAAGACCCCCUUAUCUUGUCCUACACUAAAUCCAGCAAUCGAUCGGAAACUGUCAUCAUUAGAUUAAUGACUAGCGAAAUUUCUGCGUUGAUUAAUCAUCAUUAAU